Colletotrichum gloeosporioides is the source of this 2172-nucleotide messenger RNA. Its product is annotated as Multisubstrate pseudouridine synthase 7. Gene Ontology annotation, cellular component: nucleus. The record is from RefSeq and is a predicted model, not a curated record. NCBI's taxonomy places the organism in Eukaryota, Fungi, Ascomycota, Sordariomycetes, Glomerellales, Glomerellaceae. Gene Ontology annotation, biological process: pseudouridine synthesis. Gene Ontology annotation, molecular function: RNA binding; pseudouridine synthase activity. The transcript is spliced from 2 exons. Bases 1 to 2172 code for a protein of 723 amino acids.
AUGGCGACUGAAACCCGCCGUGCCAACGGCACGCGCCUCGAUGCGUCUCUCGGCAUCACAGAGCGCAUCGCCCCGAGCAUGACUGCUUGGAGCGGCGACAUGCGCAAGAGAUACACCGACUUCCAAGUCUACGAGAUCAACAAAGAUGGCUCCGUCCUCCAUCUCACAGAAACAAGGCUCCCGCAGCCCCCCAAGGAGCCCACUCCUCCGCCACCGGCCGCAGAGGAGAAGCAGGAAGAAGUGAAGCCCGAACCACAGCCCGAGACCGGCGACAACAGCGAAGCUCCAGCGCCGACGAUCCCCGAGAUCUCUCCUGAAGACAUCGCCACCCUCACCUCCCUCACAAACGAGGACUUCGCCAAGCAGCUCGUCGCAAUGUUCCAGACCAUCUCCGCGGACAAGACCGCAAAAGUCGAGCCCGCCACCUCACCCGCAAUGGACGACAAGGACCAGCGCUCGCAGCUCCACCAAGCCGUCCGCCGCAUCUUCAACUCCGUCAUCGACACAACAACCGACCCAACAGGCGCCAUCAUCGCCAAGAUCCCCCCGCCGAGGGGCAAGGGCAGGGGCGUGCGCGGAGGUCCCCAGCAGAAGAAGAAGCAGGAGCCCAAGGUCAAGGCCCCCGGCGAGGGUGAGUACCUGCACUUCACGCUUUACAAGGAGAACCGCGACACCAUGGAGGCGACGAACCAGAUCGCGCGCGCCCUGCGCGUCAAGCCGCAGUCCAUCGGCACCGCCGGCACCAAGGACCGCCGCGCCGCGACGACGCAGCGGUGCUCCGUCCGCCACGUCCGCGCCGACAACCUCAUGCGCGCCAACUCGCGCCUCAAGGGCGUCACCACCGGCGACUACGUCUACGCCACCACGUCCAUCCACCUCGGCGCGCACACCGGCAACGAGUUCGUCAUCGCCCUCAAGGACUGCGCCGUCGCCGGGUCCCCCGACCUCCCCCACGACGAGCGCCAGUCCAUGAUCGAGGCCUCGGUCAAGGCCGCCAUGGAGAGCAUGCACUCCCGCGGCUGGAUCAACUACUUUGGCCACCAGCGCUUCGGGACCCACGCCGUCGGCACGCACGAGGUCGGCCGCAUGAUCCUCCAGGAAGACUUCGAGUCCGCCAUCAACGCCAUCAUCUCUUACGACGAGGACAUCGCCAAGCGCGCCGCCGCCGGCGAGGUUCCCGCCGAGGGCCACCAGCGCGACGACUUCAACCGCCACCACGCCUGCAUGCUCUUCCGCCAGGGCGGCUCCGAGCAGGACGCCAUGAAGAUCCUCCCGCGCCGCUUCAACGCCGAGGCCAGCGUCAUCCGCCACCUCGGCCGCGCCACCUCCCGCCGGGACUUCAUAGGCGCCCUGACGAGCAUCACCCGCGGCCUGCGCAGCAUGUACCUCCACGCCUACCAGUCCUACGUCUGGAACCACGCCGCCAGCCACCGCUGGCGCCUGUACGGCGACAAGGUCGUCGAGGGCGACCUCGUCUUCGCCGACGCGAAGCCCCAGGCCGACGUGACCGCCGAGGACGAGGAGGCCGCCGACGACGACACCGCCGACGCCCGCGCGCUGACCGCCGAAGAGGCCGCCUCCGGCCGCUACACCAUCCACGACGUGAUCCUCCCGUCCCCGGGCCACGCCGUGCUCUACCCUACCAACGCGCUCGGCGACUUCUACAAGACCUUCAUGAAGGAGAACGGCGACCUCGACCCGGAGAAGAUGAUCCGCCGCCACCGCGAGUUCAGCCUGCCGGGCGCCUACCGCAAGCUCACCGCGCGCUUCCUCGCGGAGCCCCGCUUCGAGGUGCGCGCCUACACGGACGACAACGAGCAGAUGCACCCAACGGACAUGGACCGCAUCCGCGCCAAGCAGCCGCCCUCGUCCAAGAAGCGUGGCCGCGCCGAGGGGGGUGACGAGCAAGCGAACAAGAAGGCCAAGACCGACGAAGACGCCGAGGUGAAGCCCGACGAGACGAUGGAGGAUGCUGCGGCUGCUCAGCCCGAGGAGAAGCCCGAGGCUGAAGACAAGCCGGCGCAGGCCUCCGAGACGGAUGCGGCGGCGGUCCAGAAGACGGCCGUUGUGGUGACGUUCCAGCUCCCCAAGAGCGCCUACGCGACAGUCGCCCUGCGUGAGCUGAUGGGCGUCGACGAGUCCGAGGUCAUGACAGCCCCUGCAAAGUCAUGA